Calidris pugnax (ruff) is the source of this 1053-nucleotide messenger RNA. RefSeq names its product mesoderm posterior protein 1-like. Gene Ontology annotation, cellular component: nucleus. Gene Ontology annotation, biological process: regulation of transcription by RNA polymerase II; heart morphogenesis; somite rostral/caudal axis specification. NCBI's taxonomy places the organism in Eukaryota, Metazoa, Chordata, Aves, Charadriiformes, Scolopacidae. The record is from RefSeq and is a predicted model, not a curated record. Gene Ontology annotation, molecular function: protein dimerization activity; DNA-binding transcription factor activity, RNA polymerase II-specific; RNA polymerase II cis-regulatory region sequence-specific DNA binding. Bases 1 to 957 code for a protein of 318 amino acids. The transcript has 2 exons.
AUGGCCCACUCGGCAGCCCCCGGCCUCCCGCUCCCCGCCACGGCCCUGCUGCAGGACUGGGGCUGCCGUGGCCCCCCGGACCCCGAGGGCUACAGCAGCAGCUCGCCCGCACCCUCGCCCGACUCCUGCGGCCUCUCCUCCCCCGCCGCCGCCCGGGGACCUUGUCGCGGCCCCCCCACCCCUCGCCUGCGGGGCGGCCCCGGGGGCAGGAAGGGGGUGCGGGGCGCGGGGGGCCCGCGUCAGAGCGCCAGCGAGCGGGAGAAGCUGCGGAUGCGGCGGCUGGCGCAGGCGCUGCGGCGGCUGCGGCACUACCUGCCGCCCGCCCUGGUGCCCGCCGGGCAGAGCCUGACCAAGAUCGAGACCCUGCGCCUCGCCAUCCGCUACAUCGCCCACCUCUCGGCCCUGCUGGGGCUCAGCCAGGAGGCGCUGGCCCGGCGGCGGGGGGCGGCCCCCCGCCACUGCCCCCUCUGCCCGCAGGGGCUGGGGUGCUGCCAGACCCCUGACCCCCGCCUGCACCCACCGGCCGAUGCUUCGCCCCCCGGCACUGUGGGCUGGGGGUCCCCUCCCAUGGUGGGGACCCCCCCGGAGCUGCACGGGACUGCCGGCAUGGGGAGGGGGGCCUGGGGGUCACCACCCUGUGGCUCUGUUGUGGGGAGCCCCCAAGAGAUGCUUGGGGCUCCUGACAUGGGCAUGGAGGCCUGGGGGUCCCCCCACUACAUCCCUGUGGGGGGGACCCCCCCGGAGCUGCAUGGGGCUGUCACCUCCAACACGUCCUCCUGGCUGUCCCCUCCUCACUGCGCAGGGGCAGGGGCCCCCCCAGAUCUCCCCGGUGACCCCCUCCUGGACGCGGGGCUGAUGCUGCCGGAGAUCGUGGACGCAGGGACAGUCACCCAGGACCUCUCCACGGACUUGCUCUCUCUCCUGGAGGCUCUUCUCCCGCCGCAGCCCCAGGACUGACCCGGACGAGCCCCCAUCUCCCCACGGCCCCACCACGCACUGUCUGGAUGCCUGCAGCUUGGGGGAUGCGUGUCCCCCCCAGGACAGUUGGGAGGU